AUGGCUACUUCACUGCCGGCAGGCCUCAUGAGGGGGACUAAAUUGCCACUGGUUAUCAAUCCUCUGGGCGCUAGAUACGGGACAUUUUGGAAUGCAAGGUACAAGUCGACCCUAUCUAUCCCAGCGUCGAAGGCGUCGAAGGAUGGUCCGCAACUUCCACCCCAUUCACUGCUCCCGAAUAAGAUGCUGCUACGAUCGUUGAUGGUGGCUACCGUCUCAUCCCACCCGUGGCUUUUAUCGGCCGCCCUCAGGGUGCUUUCAACGUUGGUCCACCCCAAAUUAUCCGUGCUAGAUGUGAACAAGAAUCCUUUGUUACGCCGAUUUAUAAAAACGACAUUUUACAAUCACUUUUGUGCUGGGGAGAAUGGCGCCGAAGUCAAGUCGACUAUUGGGAAUAUCAAGAACAUGGGUUUCAAGGGAGUCAUUCUGACAUAUGCUCGUGAGAUUGUUGUUGAUGCUUCGAAUCAAUCGCCAAGCUCUCCUGAGUCUGCGAAAGAGGCAUCCAAUGUCCCAGAUCCAAAGGAAACUUCCAAGAAUGCUGACAUAGAGGCUUGGAGAGAUGGCGUGCUGGAAACCGUCAGAAUGGUCGGCGAGGGAGAUAUUUUGGCUUUGAAACUCACCGGUGCUGGGCAGCCUGCAAUGCAAGCACUUUCGGCUGGCCAACCCUUACCUGCCCAGAUGGUGACCGCGCUGAGAGAAAUAUGCGACCGAGCAGUGGAGCAAAAGGCUCGCAUCUUCAUAGACGCAGAGCAGCAAUCGGUUCAGGCUGGUAUCGAUGCUAUCGCAUUGGAUCUGAUGCGUCAAUACAACCAGGGACCAGCCGUUGUUUUCAACACAUACCAGGCCUACCUCAAAUCUACGCCUACCAAUCUCCUCGGUCAUGUUGAACUUGCCGAAAAAGAAAGAUUCACGCUUGGUAUCAAGCUUGUCCGCGGAGCCUAUAUUAGCUCCGAGCCUCGGGGCCUAAUCAACGACACCAAGGCGGAUACCGACGAUUCAUUUAACACCACUGCGGAGGGCAUAAUCCGUUGCCAGUUCGGAACAUUCGGAAGCGAAAAAAGGCCUUUCCCACCGGUUGAGUUAUUCAUUGCAACACACAAUAACGAAAGUGCAAUGAAGGCAGAUGCGUUGAUUACGGAGCAGCUUUCGGCUGGAAAGACGCCCCCAAAGGUGCAAUAUGGUCAGCUCCUAGGCAUGGCCGAUGGAGUGAGCUGUCGACUCCUGCAGCUUGGUAUGGAGGACAACACGCGGCAGGAGCCACCUGAAGUUUUCAAGUGUCUCAGCUGGGGUACCAUUGGAGAUUGUCUGUCCUACCUUAUGCGGCGGGCGGUGGAAAACAGAGAUGCGGUGGGAAGAACCAAGGAGGAAUCCCUUCAACUCAGGCAAGAGGUAUUCAGGCGGAUAAAAAGGCUAUUUUGGUAG
Penicillium argentinense is the source of this 1422-nucleotide messenger RNA. RefSeq lists its product as uncharacterized. The record is from RefSeq and is a predicted model, not a curated record. Lineage: Eukaryota; Fungi; Ascomycota; Eurotiomycetes; Eurotiales; Aspergillaceae. The transcript is spliced from 2 exons. The coding region runs from base 1 to 1422 and encodes 473 amino acids. Gene Ontology annotation, molecular function: proline dehydrogenase activity; FAD binding. Gene Ontology annotation, cellular component: mitochondrion.